UUUUACUAAUUUAGCUAGCUUGAUGCUGCUGAAAAGAGGGGGAGGUAAAUCAUUAUUUAGGGGGAAGAAAGAAAGAAACAAAGUUGUCGACCGUGCGGAGCACACGGGGAGGGAUUUUAAUUAUCCGGAGGGACUCUUUGUAGCUCAGCGCCGCUCUGCUCGGAUGUAAAUGUAACGGUGCGGCCGUUUCCUUCAUUUCCUUUUCGUGUUUCCCAAACUUUUCCGCUACUAUUCCGCCGGUCGGGACUCCUGCUUUGAAAACGGGAAUGAUAAAGGCAGCCGAGCUGGAGCGGAUGGACGGACAGACGGAGGAGUCUGGUCAGCGCCGCGUUGCUGGUUUCCCUGGCCUUUCUUAAACAAAAGCGGUAACGCCAUAUAUAUUUAUUUUAAAGUUCGUUUAGUCCCGAGAUGAAUGGAAGGAGUCGGCUGAGUCAAGUCUGUGAGCUCAGGCGGAUUUAUUGUGUCGUCUCACACUGGACCCUCUGAUAGUCUGCAUCCUGCUUCACCUCCCCGCUUUGUGGUUUCAAAAAACAGGAGAACCUCUCCACUCUGGAAGCAAUUUUUCUAAGAAAUAUAUAUAUAUAUUUAGACAGUUGAAAAAAGAAGAAGUAGAAACAGACGUGGAACCACCUGGGGGUUCAUGAAGGAAUCCCUGUACGACCUAUUUAAUGUGGAAGGGUUUUAAAACUCCUCUGAAAGUGGCUCAUCACAUCCCACCUGUCUGCUUUUUCCACACAAAUGACUCACAGGACCCUUAACUACUUUAAAACUGUUGUUAUUUAUGUUUUUAAUAUUUAUUUUGUCUAGAAAGGUGUUUUUUUAUUAACACUUGAGUUUAUUUGAACCUUUUUUUUUUUACUUUAGGACUUAAAAUUUCAGCUUACUUGACCACCCUUUGUUCUAGUGUUUGUACUUGUACUGUAUUUGGGCACAAAGGAAGCUGCAGAAAGAUCUGACUGGUUACAAACAAAAAAAAAGGUUCAUCAUGGACAAGCCAAUAACAAAGCUAUUAGGGAAGUUAAAGCUGACUGACUCGGGCAGUGCCAAAUUCAACAGUUCGAAAAAGAAGCACGACGCUGCCAGCAAUUCCAAUAACAGCAACGCAAAUGUUGCUAACUCGGGAGGCCGUGGAGGUGGUAACGCUCCCAGUUCGGCAACUGCCUCGCCCUCAAGAUCCGGCCAGUUCCCGCUUGCCUCCGCGACCACAAAUGAUCCCAGCGUUCCAGCAAGUGGAGGAGGUGGAGGAGGGAUGGCGAUGGGUCCCUCGCAGCACCUAACCACUCCACCCGCUGCCUCCACCAUACCUCCGGAUGGUGAGCAGCUACUUCACCCAACCACCCUUGCACCUCUGCGGCGUCCGCCCUCCCAUCAGCGAGCGUCCUGUUACAUGGAGGGCGUGGAUCACCAAAUCAGGGCUGACGCCGACCCGCAAGGCGUAUUUGGGUCCAAGGCCUCCGUCAAUCAGCGCCGCUACUCCCUGGAGCUCCAGCAGCUGGUGAAGCGACAGCAGCUCCUCUCCCAGCCGCCUUCACACUCGGUAUCCCCUCUGUACCAGACCCCCUCGGGGUAUGGGUCUGCCCCCAGAGGUGGGUUGGCUGAGCCCGGCUACCUCUCCGAUCACGAGAGGCACAAGCGCUUCUCUCUUCAGGAGGCCUUGUUUUACAAGCGCAUGAGCACGGGCAGUGAAUUGUGGGAAAGCAACAGGCCUGCGUCCCUGUCUCAUCCUCCACAGCGGGUACCAGAUAUAAUGGGAGGGGUAGUAGGAGGAAACUUGUUCUACCCCCCGGGACAAACCCUGAGUCCCUGCUCGUCGUUCAGCCUCCAGGAGUCGGUUCUGGUCAGCCCCAGGUCCAGCUUCGCCUCCAGCACAGCCAGUGGAGGUGGAGGGGGCAGCCCGAUGGGCAGCCGCUGCAGCAGCAACAGAACCAGCGGCAUAAGCUUAGGUUACGACUCCCGCUACUCUGCAUCUGGAGGCCUCCCUCCAAUGCAGGCCUCCAUGCUCCCAGGAGGCUCCUCGGCCGGUUACGGGGCCCCGGGCCGGGCUGGAGGGACCCCCGUAGAGGCCUGGACUCAGUGCCUGGAUGCAGGGAUGCGGCCGGUCGCCUACGACAGCCGCCACUCCUACCCACCUGCAGUGGGGAGUCCGGCGGCGGCGUGCUACCAGGGAGGGUGCGAGUGGUGGGACGAUCAGCAGGCUGGCUUGAGGGCCAAAGAGCCCGGGGCGCUGAGAGAGAGGGCCCGCUAUUCAGACCUGCCAGGCACCAGGUACCAGGAGGAGCUGACUCGACUUUUGCUAAGAGACGCCGCAUCGGAAGGCGGCGGGAUACCGGACGUCUUGAUGCUGAAAGAUCAGCACCGGGCCGCCGUUCCAGCGACAGGACCCCCAACGUGUGGUGGUCAGCUCAAACCUCAGGAGGAACCAGGAACUGGAGGAGGGAACGCCGAAAACCGACUGGAGUUCUUUGGAACCUGCGUUAAAUGUGGGAAAGGCGUGUACGGGGCGGAUAACGCCUGCCAGGCUCUGGAGAACCUCUAUCACACCCGCUGCUUCACCUGCGUGUCCUGUGGACGCACCCUGAGAAACAAGGACUUCUACAACGUCAACGGCUCUGUGUACUGUAAAGAGGAUUACAUGUUUUCAGGGUUCCAGGCAGCUGCGGAGAAGUGUACUGUGUGUGGCCACCUCAUUCUGGAGCAGAUCCUGCAGGCUCUGGGGAACUCGUACCAUCCCGGCUGCUUCCGCUGUGUGGUGUGCUCCAAGGCUCUGGACGGGGUGCCUUUCACGGUGGACCAGCACAGCAACAUAUAUUGUGUUGCGGACUACAACAAGACUUUUGCUCCGAAGUGUGCUGCUUGUUUACAACCCAUCCUACCUACUGAGGGCAGUGAGGAGAUCCUCAGGGUCGUCUCCAUGAACAAGGACUACCACUUUGAGUGCUACCACUGCGAGGAGUGUGGUAAGCAGCUCUCCGAUAAGCCCGGAGCGCAGUGCUUCCCUCUGGACUCUCAUCUCCUCUGCCACUCCUGUCACAUGAGCAGAGUGUGCGCCACGCAGAACAUUCCCCCACACUGAUCAAACUGGUCCGCUUUCCAAGAAGCUGCUCCUAAUAUAUUAUUUUUUAUUAAUUUUCAAAAUCAAACUGCUGUCGUUUUUGGAUCAGUCAGUAAUGCUGCCUGCUGUACUAUAAUUUAAAAAAGGGAAAACUACUGCUUCUUUUUUAACCCCAAUAAGGCUACUGCUUGCUGUAAAAGAAAAAUACGUUUUGUGUAAAUAUUAAUAUUUUUAGCAAACAUUUUGCACUUAAAUUGGACUUUACUGUAAGAUUUCUUAACAGUUGACAAUAUGGGGUAAACAUUGCUGUAAUUUCAAUGUCUUAAUAAAUAUUUGUGCUCAAA
Oryzias melastigma (Indian medaka) is the source of this 3396-nucleotide messenger RNA. It is a transcript of the gene ajuba, whose product is annotated as ajuba LIM protein. The record is from RefSeq and is a predicted model, not a curated record. Gene Ontology annotation, molecular function: transcription corepressor activity. Gene Ontology annotation, cellular component: nucleus; transcription regulator complex; P-body. Lineage: Eukaryota; Metazoa; Chordata; Actinopteri; Beloniformes; Adrianichthyidae. Bases 986 to 3073 code for a protein of 695 amino acids. The transcript has 8 exons. Gene Ontology annotation, biological process: regulation of DNA-templated transcription; negative regulation of hippo signaling; positive regulation of miRNA-mediated gene silencing.